ACAACUUUCUCCUCUAACAGGGCACUCACGGCAAAUAUGAGCUUAUAUACACAUAUGAGAGCUGCCGGCUUUAGGGGUAGAGCUCACCGUUAAACAUGGGCGGGAGAACCCCUCUUGUUGUCCUCACCUUUUCUCUUGCUGUUCUGAGCAUUGAGCUUGGGAUUUCUCAUGGCUGCCGAGAGACGGAGAGGAAAGCCCUCAUCGACUUCAAGCGUGGACUUCAUGAUCCUUCCAAUCGUCUCUCUUCCUGGGUCGGGGAGGACUGUUGUGCGUGGGAAGGAGUUGGCUGCAGCAACAUCUCUGGUCAUGUUAUCAAGCUGGAUCUUCGAAAUAGACGUCUGACGUAUCCAAUUGAGUACUGCACUCAUCCGGAGGUGUACGACAUAUUGGAUGAUGAUCCAGGAUGCAAAUGGGCAGUGCGUGGUGACAUAACUCCAUCACUGCGUUCUCUCCAACAACUUAAUCGCCUGGACCUCAGCGGCAACUAUUUUAUGCAUAAACCUAUCCCAAAGUUCUUGGGAGCUUUCAGAAGACUAACAUAUCUUAACCUCUCAGGUGCAGGCUUCGUGGGUAGAGUACCUGACCAGCUCGGAAAUCUAUCCACUUUGCAGCACCUCGACCUUUCUUAUAACUGCUAUUGGGAUGAUGACGGUGAAGGCUUCUUCUGCUUGUACCUUGAGAACACGAGAUGGAUCUCUAUGCUCACUUCCCUUCGGCAUCUUAACAUGACUCGUGUCCGUUUUACAAAUGCGACCAACUGGUUACAAGAUUUGAACGUGUUGCCACAUGUUCAAGAGAUUGAAUUAAGAGGUUGUGACUUAUGGACCUUUCCACGUUCGCUGUCUCAUGCCAACUUCACAUCUCUCACCACUCUUGAUUUACGAGGUAAUGAUAUAAACUCCACCAUACCAGAUUGGGUGUUCAAUAUUACUAGCCUCGAGUUCCUUUAUCUUGGUGGGAAUGACCUAUCUGGAUUCUUUCCUAAUUCUGUUACGAAGUUGACAUCUCUCAAGGCACUCGACUUGUCUUGGAGUGUGUUCCAAGAUGGCUUCAUGCAGGUAGCUCCUAUAUCCAACCUCUGCAAGCUCCAAAUUCUCUACCUGAGCCAUGUGCCUAUCAAAGAUGUGCUUGCCAAUCUAGAAAUGGUUUUCUCUGGAUGUCUCAGGCAUAGCAUGGAGGAAUUGGACCUCAGCGGCACCCAGCUGAGUGGUUCCUUUCCGGAUUGGCUAGGGAACAUCAAGAAUCUCAAAUCUCUUGAUCUUUCUUUCAACUCCCUCUGUGGAUCAGUGCCUGCAUCUAUCGGGAAUCUAUCAUUGCUGCAACAUUUAGUUUUAUAUUCUAAUGAUUUGAAUGGGACGAUUUCGGAAGGCAUCGGACAACUGAAGAGCCUUGUCUAUUUGGAUCUCAGUCGUAACUCGUUGAGCAUAUCGGAGGUCCAAUUGGGUAAUAUAUCAAGUUUAAGGUAUUUGGACAUUUCGAACAACUACGACUCGAGAAAAAGUGGAGUGGGAGCAAUAGACAUGAUUCUCGAUGGGCUUCCUUCUAGUCUCGAGUAUUUGGAUGUUUCUUAUAACUCUCUCCACGGAUCAUUGCCUACAUCUAUUGGAAACCUCUCUAUGCUGCAAUCUUUGUUUCUACGUUCCAGUUACCUUAAUGGGAUGCUGCCGGAAGGAAUCAAACAGUUGAAGGGCCUCGUCCAAUUGGAUCUUUACAAUAACUCGUUGAGCUUAUCGGAGGACGGCCUCGCUAAUCUACCAAGUUUGAAAUAUUUGGACAUUUCAUAUAACUCUAUACACUUGAACAAAAGCGAUGACUGGAUCCCUCCCUUUCAGCUGGACGCACUUUAUAUGCAAUUCUGCCAAAUACUACCUAUACCCCAUUUUCCGAAAUGGCUCCAAACACAAACCACUCUUGGUGAAUUAGAUUUAUCAAAUACAGGUAUGAAAGAAGCGAUUCCCAAUUGGCUUCCAUCCAGUCUCGAGUAUUUGGAUCUCUCCAAUAAUAUGAUUGGUGGUGAUGUACCAUAUUAUUUUUCAAAUCUAACUGUGUUGGAUCUCAGCAAUAACUCGUUAUCAGGAUAUCUUCCUCCAAAAAUAUCAAUUAUGAUGUCAAAUCUGAAAUAUUUGUUUCUCUCCGACAAUAAGAUUAUGGGUGGCAUCCCCUUCUCUUAUUGUCGAAUCAAGUCUUUGGUAGUGCUUCGACUUUCUAAAAAUAAUUUGUCAGGGGAGCUUCCUAAUUGCUGGAAAAAUUCCUCAAGUUUACUUAUAUUGGACUUAUCAAUCAACAAAUUACAAGGAGGACUUCCCGACUCCCUUAGCAAUUUACAAAAUCUACAGUCACUACAUCUGAACUACAAUAAUUUUAUGGGACAAAUCCCUCUUUCUUUCAGAAAUUUUACCGGAUUGGUUACUCUUGAUCUGGCUCACAACAAAUUCAUCGGCAAUAUACCAAAUUGGAUUGGAGAAAGCCUACCAUACUUAAGGACUCUCAACUUACGCUCGAAUGCCUUUACUGGCAGCAUUCCUCAGUUAUCUCAUCUUACAUCUCUUCAGAUAGUCGAUCUCUCGAAUAAUCAUCUUUCAGGAAUACUACCAAGCAGCUUUGGUAAUUUUACUGCGUUGAAAGGCUCUCCUUCAAAGGGUUUGUACUUUCAUAAUUUUGACUAUGAGGAUUACAUGUGGCUCUUCACAAAAGGAAGUGAACUCGAAUACAACACCAUGCUACUUUCAAUCGACACAGUCAUUGAUCUCUCCAACAAUGGUUUGUCCGGUUGCAUCCCUAGAGAGUUGGGAAAUUUGCAUCGUCUGCGAAGCUUAAAUCUAUCUGGGAAUUACCUAACAGGGGAGAUACCAAGCAACAUUGACGGAAUGCAACAGCUAGAAAUCCUCGACCUCUCAAGAAACAAUCUCUCGGGUAUAAUUCCUUCGACCUUGGCAGAUUUAAAUUUCUUAAAUGAUUUGAACUUGUCAUAUAAUAAUCUCUCGGGUAAAAUCCCUACUGGGAGCCAAUUGCAAACUUUAAAUGAUCCAUCUGCCUAUGCUGGUAAUCCAAAUCUUUGUGGCCCUCCUCUCCCCAAAAAUUGUACGGUGAAUAUAGCGAAGACUGAUGGAGAAGAGCAAAAUGAAGAUUCUUCUGAGAGCAGAAUGGAAACACUAUGGUUAUAUACAAGCAUUACCCUAGGAUUUAUUACUGGAUUUUGGGCGAUUUGUGGAAGCCUUUUGUUACGACGGAUAUGGAGGAUCGCGUACUUCCGUGCCAUUGAUAACAUGUUUGACAAGCUAUACGUGGAGAUGGUAGUGACCGUGGCAAAAUACAAAAGGAAGCUUUGAUGACUCUGUUGUUAGAGGGGGUCGAUAUGACUCAUCCUACUGAAGCAAUAGCACUGGCAUUGGUAUCGAUCACGUUCAUGGUUUGCAUGUCUUUUCAUAACACACCAUCAUGAUUUUAAUUUUUCCUUGUUGUGCAUGCUAUACUGAAUCUGUUAUAUGAUAUGUUGAUGUUUGUCUACGUAGUUGUUUGUCAAAACUUUAGGUCAUCAAAAUACGAGUCCUCUGCCUAUGGUUUAUGAGUUGUUAUUUGUUUCAUGCAGCAGUGGUUAUGGUGUUCA
Messenger RNA from Musa acuminata AAA Group (dessert banana), 3607 nucleotides. RefSeq names its product receptor-like protein EIX2. NCBI's taxonomy places the organism in Eukaryota, Viridiplantae, Streptophyta, Magnoliopsida, Zingiberales, Musaceae. The coding region runs from base 96 to 3329 and encodes 1077 amino acids. The transcript is spliced from 2 exons. Gene Ontology annotation, molecular function: protein binding. The record is from RefSeq and is a predicted model, not a curated record.